AUGACGCGCAUGCGGGCCGGAGCCCAGGAACACAAGAAGCCUGCCGCGAAGUGGAGGCAGAAAGUGAAGGUCCCAGAGGAGGAGCCCAACGAAGCCGACACUACCGUCGCCAGCGAGGCGUCCGGCGUGGGGAGCGCUGAGGUUGAAGCCGAGGUCGAGGUGGAGACCACCGCCGAAGUCGAGGCUUCCACCGAGGCAGAGGCGGCCGAGGGCGACCUCGAGGCUUCCGUACCCGACUUGCCCACCUCGCAGGAGGCCACCGAUGGCGACGUGGAUGCCUCCACGGCUGAGAUGACAGCAUCGCAGGGGCCCCAUAUGGACUUCUCCAAUGCCGCACAUCUGGCCUUCUGGCUGCCCCUGCUGUCGGAUCACUUGGUCAGGAGUGGCUACCUCACGCAGUGCGCCGUCCCUCCAUGGAGUACGCAGAGCCAGGCCUCGGGAAGGCGCGGCUGGAAGGCACGCAAAGCCCCUGCUGCGGAAGGGAGCCAGCCUGUGGGACCGGAUCUGCUCCUGCAGGCCUGCUGGGAUCAUCACUCCCCCGGAGGCUGCACCAGAGAUACCUGCAGGUGGCAGCAUUUUGCCCUUGAUAAAUGGCAGUCCAGCUGGCUGCGGUUGCAGCGAUUUUGCUUCGGCGCACAGUUGGCCACCUUUAGCAGCCUCGGGGAGUUGAAACAAGCCGUGGAGGAUGCAUUCAGCAACGAGGAGCGUCUUGCUGCGAAUGCGCCUGGCAAUCUGUUUGGCGCCCUACGGUCGUCCUUGCUUGGGCUCAAGCACUUAGGAUACCCGUUCAAGGCACCUGUGACGUCAGAUGGCACAGAUGGCACUGAUGACGAAGAAGGUGACGACUGCGUAGCUGUCGGCAAAGGCCGUGCUGGAUUGCUCAAGUCGGUGAAGGCGCUUGCCGGCUUUACGCGGCCAGGUUGCCAGGUCUUACCAGUCGGAAGCUUCGCCUGGGGAAUUGACAUCGAGGGCUCGGACUUAGAUGUCGUGGUGGCCACAGGCAAGUCCGAAAGCGACUCUGAUGUCUUGACUGCGAUCUGCCACAAGCUGCAGAUGCUACAGGCCAAGGGCAAAGCGCCGCGUGGCCUUGAGGCCGCACAUUGCGUGGUUUACGGUGUCGGCACCAGUAUGCCAGUGCUGGCAAUACGGACCUUUCAGGACGGAGAGCCUCUCGACGUCGAUAUGUGUACGGUUGGCAAUCUCAGCAGCGUCCGAGAUGCCAUCUUGUUUCGCCAUUACUUCGAGCUGCUCCCCAGGCUUCCUGAGGUGCUUCAGCUGCUGAAACGUUGGCUGCGGCUGCGGGCCCUGCCAACCAGCAGCGAAGGCGGCUAUCCUCAGAUAUUUUGGAUGCGGCUGGCUGCCCGAACCUUUCAAACCGUUGGUGGCCCCGGGGAGGCAAGCGCAGAGCAAGCAAGAGAUGACGUCGAUCCGGAGGUUCGCCAGCUGCUACGCGGAUUUUGCGCCCAAUGGUCUCAAUCUUUGCCUAGCUGGGGCUCCCUGAUGAAUCUCGUCGGCCGGGUGGAAGGCUUCAAGCUUUACUUUGGUGGAGAAACAUGUGCCUCUCCGUUCCACGAGGGAAGACGGGAAUCGAUGUUCGGGGGUUGCGCCGUGUGGGUCGGCCUCUCCCUCCGCUGCACCGACACCGGCUCCGCGAUCGCAUUCGUUGCUGGGGCCCAGGACACGUUGGCAACAGGCGCUUGGGUUGGCGCCAGCACCUCCGUGUCCUUCUUCGAGGGUGCCUCGCUUUUGCAGCGAGACGCGCAGGACAUCGACGCGUCAAGUGGCCAAGGAGACGACGUCGUCUCCUUCUUCCUCGUGGACGUGAGCUUGGUUGGCUGCUGGGGCAAUCGGUAUGCCCUGGGGUUUCUACCGGCUCUUCUGAGCCUAGUGCCCGUAGGCAUGCUCCUUUGCGCCCUCGCCGCAGCCAUGGCCCUGGUUGCACCUGGGGAGCGCAGAAGCUGGGAUUUCUUUCUCUACCACCUGGGUGCCUUUGCCUAUGUGGAGCUUUUGGAUGGCUGGCUUUGCUGCUCGCUUCUGGUGGGCGGAUGGUCGGCAGGAGUUCUGUGCUGGAAGCUGCUUUGA
Molecule: messenger RNA, 2082 nt
Organism: Symbiodinium sp. CCMP2592
Lineage: Eukaryota; Dinophyceae; Suessiales; Symbiodiniaceae
Source: the annotation of a GenBank genome assembly